Anoplopoma fimbria (sablefish) is the source of this 1915-nucleotide messenger RNA. RefSeq lists its product as uncharacterized. NCBI's taxonomy places the organism in Eukaryota, Metazoa, Chordata, Actinopteri, Perciformes, Anoplopomatidae. The record is from RefSeq and is a predicted model, not a curated record. Gene Ontology annotation, molecular function: RNA polymerase II cis-regulatory region sequence-specific DNA binding; DNA-binding transcription activator activity, RNA polymerase II-specific. Gene Ontology annotation, biological process: regulation of transcription by RNA polymerase II. The coding region runs from base 1 to 1587 and encodes 528 amino acids. Gene Ontology annotation, cellular component: nucleus. The transcript has 7 exons.
AUGGAGGCUCUGGUCCACGCGGCCGUGGCCGAGCUGAAGAAGCUGCUGGAGACUCACCCUGACCCGCUACCGGACACCCUGAGUCCGCUACCGGACACCCUGAGUCCGCUACCGGACACCCUGCGGGCCCACGGCCGGGAAGAGACGGUGCGGUUUGCGUCCGUCAUGGAGACUCUGGGGAACGAGGCUCUGGGGAAGAUCCUGAACGUGGUGGAUGAAGCCAAACUGCUGGUGGAGCCGUCGGGGGGAGGGGGAGGAGGCCGCAGACCAGCGUCCUCAACAUCCUCAACAGCACACGCGUCGGCGGAGCAUUCGUACGGAGUCCGACUGGAGAGCGCCGACACUCACAGAUCCACUCAGACCAAACCAGAGAAAGAGGGACCAGAAAACCUGGUGAACGAACACAGUAACAUGGACCAGGGAGCCAUCACUGAGAAGGUUCAACACCCAAACACUCACAGAUCCACUCAGACCAAACAAGAGAACGAGGAACCCGAGAACCCGUUUGUCCCAGCGGUGACGGUCAAAGACGAACACGGCAACAUCGACCUGGGAGCCAUCGCUGAGAGAGCUCGAGUUGAAGCCGCCCAGCCGGUGACCUCUGACCUCCAACAGCAGAGAGUCUCCAGCACGCCGGAGUUCAUGGUGCAGAGCGUCACGUGGAAAUACUUCACGUGCACGGCGUGCGGUAAAUCCUUCUCGUCUCAGAGCAACCUGAAGUCUCACCACCGCGUCCACACCGGCGAGAAGCCGUUCUCCUGCGGCGUGUGCGGCCGAGCGUUCUGCCAGCGGCAGAGCCUGCAGAGCCACGCCCGGACGCACUCCGGCGAGCGGCCGUACGCCUGUCAGCAGUGCGGCAAGAGCUUCUCCAAGCAGACGCAGCUGAAGACGCACGGCAUCAUCCACACGGGGGAGAAACCGCACGGCUGCCAGGUCUGCGGCCGCCGCUUCAACCUGCUGCAGAACCUGCAGCGCCACGCGCACACGCACACCGGCAACAAGAUCUACGUGUGCACCGCCUGCGGUAAAGGCUUCACCCGCGCCGUCACGCUCAAAACUCACCAGCUCAUCCACAGCGGGCAGAAACCCUUCGAGUGCGAGCAGUGCCACAAAACCUUCCGCCACGCCGUCAACCUCAAGAACCACCAGCGGAUCCACAGCGGCGUGCGGCCGUACGGCUGCGACCUCUGCGGGAAAACCUUCCGCCAGUCGGUGAACCUGAAGAUCCACCGGAGGAUCCACACCGGCGAGCGCCCGUUCGCCUGCCAGGAGUGCGGCAAGACGUUCAGCCAGCAGAGCAGCCUGAUCUCUCACGGACGGACGCACUCCUCGGAGCGGCCGUUCGCCUGCAGCUUCUGCGACAAGAAGUUCAACAACGCCAACAGCCUGAAGCUGCACCUGCGCAUCCACACGGGGGAGAAGCCGUACGGCUGCGACGUCUGCGGCAAAACCUUCAGCCAGGGCAGCCACCUGAGGACGCACAAGAGACACGUGCACGCCGGCGGCAAGCAGUUCAUCUGUGACAAGUGUGGCAAGAGGUACUCGGACCAGCGCAACCUGAAGCUGCACAAGUGCGGCUACGCAUGACGGGGAGGUGAACCGGGGGGGGCAGGAAGUGGACCUGCUCAACCAAUCGGAGCUCACACAUGUUGUUCCUCUGAACACUGACCUGAGUCAGUCAGUUUAAAUACUACACUACCCAUGAGCCUCUAGGUGCUGACGUUUCAACCACUAAAAUGGAACCAAUGAUGUCACCUGAUACAAGUCCCGCCCACUGAAACACUGCUCUCUGAUUGGUUGAAACCAUGACUUCGUUCUGCUGAUUAUGUUGUCUGUAAAUGUGUAAAUAUGCACAUUUUUAUAAUUUAUAGAUUAUAUUUUUCAUUUGUUUGGAAAAUAAAUGAAUUCAAUCUAC